AUGGUUGAGACCCGCAGCACGGUUGACCUGCAAAAGGAAGCCACCAACAUCAUUCUGGAGGCUAAUAAGACGGGGAACAUGGACAUUACUCGUAUACAAGCAAUACCUCCGAAGAUCUGGGGCCAGGUCUGUACUGCGUUAGAUAUUGAACGACUGAUUAACUAUAACCAGUUACUAAUGCAACCUAAGUACAUGAAAGAACUGCAAGACGUGCUCGCCGCCCGCAUAGAGGCCGAAAAGCCUGCUUUUACACACAGAAAGAUACAAGAGGCUGCGGCCGGACAAGCUACGACCAACAAACCACCCGCGAAUCGACCACCUACGCUGGACCUAACUUCGGUUGGCCAACAGGCACCCAUGUUAGAAGAAGUAUACUACAGCGAACACAGCUCGACACCCAGAGCUCGUGAUAAAAGGCAUACGAUAACGACGGACGGAUGGGCGAAUAUCGAUUAUCUGAUGGGCGACCCGGCUCAUAUGCUGAACCAACUACGUGGUGUACGAAUGUCACCCGAAAAGGCAUUUGAGACGAGGAACAAGAUCCUGCGAAAGGCUCUGGUCGACCCUGAGAUAGAUAAUACGGAUAAGCUAAUUAUCCGCGUCAACCAGCUCAUAGAUCAGGGAUUAAUAACCCAUGACUUGUCAGUCAACGUACUUUUAAGCUGCACAGUAUACGGAGAUACUUCGAGACAUCUGUUGGCCGACUGGCAACCUUGCACCUUCUCGUCUGUCUGUGCGGGUCGGAUCCUCAGCUGUCGGCGAUAUAGUGGUGCGGCACUAGUCAGUGGAUAG
Molecule: messenger RNA, 792 nt
Organism: Gregarina niphandrodes
Lineage: Eukaryota; Apicomplexa; Conoidasida; Eugregarinorida; Gregarinidae
Exons: 1
Coding region: 1-792 (263 amino acids)
Source: RefSeq, a predicted model, not a curated record